Molecule: messenger RNA, 1038 nt
Organism: Alternaria postmessia
Lineage: Eukaryota; Fungi; Ascomycota; Dothideomycetes; Pleosporales; Pleosporaceae
Exons: 2
Coding region: 1-1038 (345 amino acids)
Molecular function (GO): oxidoreductase activity, acting on the CH-OH group of donors, NAD or NADP as acceptor
Source: RefSeq, a predicted model, not a curated record
AUGACGCGCGUUCUCCUUACUGGUGGCAAUGGCUUCAUCGCAGCCCAUACUCUCGAUUUACUGCUGAAGUGCGAGCACUCAGUAGUCACUACAGUCCGCACCCAAGAGAAAGUCGGAAAACUCACGACAGCUUACGAACUCUAUGUCAAGAACGGUCAAUUGGGAUUCGCUGUUGUGCCAGACAUCGCUACACCAGGCGCUUUUGACAAGGCCGUCAUCUCCAAUCCGCCGUUCGAAGCAGUGCUGCACACGGCCAGCCCGAACCGCUUCAACAUCGCCGACAUUAAGAAAGACUUGAUAGACCCAGCAGUCGAAGGCACGGUUGGAAUUCUCAAGAGCAUCAAGGCCAGCGCUCCUUCAGUGAAACGUGUCGUUAUAACUUCUUCCUUUGCCGCAAUGGCCGACGCCAGUAAAGGCACUCGGCCAGGUCACAUCUAUCAGGAAGAAGACUGGAACCCUGUCACCGAACAAGAAGCGCAAGCAAACGCUAUCAUGGCAUACAGCGCUGGCAAAACCUUUGCCGAGAAGGCUGCAUGGGAGUUCUUAGCGGGCGAAAACCCUGCUUUUGACAUUACUGUCAUCAAUCCUCCAAUGGUCUUUGGUCCGGUUAUUAAUGGUCUGGAGACUCUUGACAGCAUGAAUACCUCCAACCAACGUAUUCUUGAGGCGGCACAGGGCAAAUUCCAAGACGAGAUACCCGACAAUAACCUUCUCUAUCUGUGGGUAGACGUCCGCGAUGUUGCUGCAGCACAUGUCGCAGCACUCGAACAACCCGCAGCAGCGAACAAGCGUUUCUUCACGGUAGCGGGAUACUAUUCACACAGAGAGAUACUCGCCAUCAUCGAGAAACGCUUUCCUGAAUACAACAGGAAAAUCUCGGCCGGUGCCACGCCAGGUGGUGACUAUCCAGACGGUGGAACCGACAGGCUGUAUAGAUACAGUAACAAACGAUCGGUCGAAAUCUUGGGGAUGAAGUACAGAGAUCUAGAGGAGUCUAUUGUCGAUACGGUGAAAUCGUUCCAAACGUUGGGUUUGUGA